AUGGUAGUCAAAGUUACGCCUCUUGAGGGAAAACCGCUGGGAGCAACCAUCGAGUUGCCGGAGGGUUGCAAUGAUCCAAGUGCAUUGUCAGAGGAGGAUUUCAAGACCUUGUAUGAAGCCGUGCACAAAUAUCUAGUCGUCGUCAUUCCCGGAAUGGAAAAUUUAGAACCAGAAUCGCAAUGGAAAUUGACAAAAAGAUUUGAUCCGACAUGCGAUCAACUGGGUGGUGCCUAUGGGCAUGGGAAAGAGUUUAGGCACGAGAAUUCUGUGCUGAAACGCGAUGGGACCUCAAUUCCUGGUCAGCCUCAGGUACAGGUUUUGGGCCAAGGAACAUGGCCAGCAGGCCAUCACGGCUUGGGCGAGAUUGAGUUGAGGCACCCAACGCAUUUCGAUUUUCACCACGAUCCGCUCACCGAAAAACAGGCGUUCGAAGAAGAUUUGACUCGUUUUUACAGAUGGCACAUCGAUUCCGCCUUGUACGGACUAUCGCCCCCAGUUGCAACAACGUUACUAGGGAUUCACGUCCCGCCGCACUCCAGAAAACAAAAAAUCUUGUAUGAGGAUAACGGUGACGUUCUGGAUGUCACCCAGGGUGCGACGGCUUUCAUCUCAGGAGCCAAUGCAUUCAAGCUUCUUUCUCCCGAAAUGCAAGAAAGGGCAUUAGGAACAACGGUCGUGUAUGCUCCUCAUCCUUACAUUUUCAUCUCUCCAGCCAGGGCGACUUCUGAUGGGUUGACAAUGGUAUCUGAAGGUAAAGAAACGCCACUUGAUCAGUUACCACCAUGGGAAGAGUCCAAAAUCAAAAGACUACCUUUGGUGUGGACCAACCCGGUUACCAAAGAGCACCAUCUUCAAGUGCAUGGCUGUUGUUUGAAUGGGCUUGAACUACCUGAUGGCACUAAGUUGGGUUUAGAAGAAGCUCGCAAAGAAGUACACAAAAUGAUGAGGCCUGCCAUUGCGCCUGACAAUGUUUACGCGCAUUCUUGGAAUAAAGGCGACCUUGUCAUUUUCUUUAACAGAGGUGUUUGGCAUGCAGUAACAGGCCAAUUUAAGCCUGGCGAGAGACGACUAAUGCAUCAGUGUAACAUUGCUUCUGGUUUAGAUCCUUACACUGCUAAACAGGCGCAAGGAGCAGCUGCUUGA
Lachancea mirantina is the source of this 1143-nucleotide messenger RNA. The record is from the annotation of a GenBank genome assembly. Lineage: Eukaryota; Fungi; Ascomycota; Saccharomycetes; Saccharomycetales; Saccharomycetaceae.